This is a messenger RNA of Guillardia theta CCMP2712, 624 nucleotides long. RefSeq lists its product as hypothetical. The coding region runs from base 1 to 624 and encodes 207 amino acids. The record is from RefSeq and is a predicted model, not a curated record. NCBI's taxonomy places the organism in Eukaryota, Cryptophyceae, Pyrenomonadales, Geminigeraceae. The transcript has 7 exons.
AUGAUCCUGAGAAGGGACAGGGUUUGCAUGUCAAGGAUCGCUGGACUGCUGUUGAUGGCUCACCUUGCGUUCAAUGGUGUAGACAUCGUUCAUGCUGAUCAGACUGCUAUCGCUGGAUGCAACACUGUCUUUGUGCUGCGAUUACGAGGAGGGGGCUUGCUGAAGAAGCUGCAGAAGUGGCUCCCUCUGGACGAGGAGGAGAAGAGGAUAAUGAAAGCCUUCAGGAAUGGAGGGAUAACAAAGUUGCAUCAAGGUCCCUCCAAACGAGACAGAGCCGUGCUGGCUAGGAGGGAUGAAGAUAGGAAAAAGGACAGUGUGAGGCAAAGGCAUCGCAGGGCAUAUCAGGUCGCUGAAAAAGUGCAGAAGGCUAUUGAAAUGCGAUCAAACCCAUCACGGGCUUUGAUGUCGGCGCGGGUUCCUAGAAAGGAAGAAAGGGAUAGCAACUUGCUGUAUAUCAAGCCAAGAUCGGCAAGGAAAUCAUCUGCCCUGAGCCUGAAGGGAGAAGAAGUUGACACGAACAAGGUGGGGUGGCGAUGGGAUCAAGCUCAGAUCACGAAGAUGAAAGGAGAACAGGAGUACCUCGCUUCCAUGAGAGAAAGGCAGUUUCAAGGAAGAAAGUCCUAG